Messenger RNA from Chrysochloris asiatica (Cape golden mole), 786 nucleotides. RefSeq names its product histone-lysine N-methyltransferase PRDM9-like. The record is from RefSeq and is a predicted model, not a curated record. Lineage: Eukaryota; Metazoa; Chordata; Mammalia; Afrosoricida; Chrysochloridae. The coding region runs from base 1 to 786 and encodes 261 amino acids. Gene Ontology annotation, biological process: regulation of transcription by RNA polymerase II. Gene Ontology annotation, molecular function: DNA-binding transcription factor activity, RNA polymerase II-specific; RNA polymerase II cis-regulatory region sequence-specific DNA binding. The transcript has 2 exons. Gene Ontology annotation, cellular component: nucleus.
AUGCCAUAUGUGUGCCUUGACUGUGGUCGACGGUUUGCUGGUAAGUCAGUCUUACGCUGGCACAAAAGAACACACUCAGGGAAAAAGCCGUAUGUUUGCAGUGAGUGUGGCCAAGGGUUUGCUUGGAAGUCACACUUGUUGUACCACCAAAGGGCACACUCAGGGGAAAAGCCAUAUGUUUGCAGUGAGUGUGGCCAAGGGUUUGCUCGGAAGUCAACCUUGCUGCGUCACCAAAGGACACACUCGGGGGAAAAGCCAUAUGUAUGCAAUGAGUGUGGACGAGAAUUUGCUCGGAAGUCAAUCUUGUUGUGCCACCAAAGGACACACUCAGGGGAAAAGCCAUAUGUUUGCAAUGAGUGUGGAAGAGGGUUUGCUUGGAAGCCACACUUGUUGCGUCACCAAAAGACACACUCAGGGGAAAAACCGUAUGUUUGCAGUGAGUGUGGAAGAGGCUUUGCUUGGAAGCCACAUUUGUUGCGUCACCAAAAGACACACUCAGGGGAAAAACCGUAUGUUUGCAGUGAGUGUGGCCAAGGAUUUUGUGGCCGACGGUUUGCUCGUAAGUCAUACUUGAUGUGCCACCAAAGGACACAUUCAGGGGAAAAGCCAUAUGUUUGCAGUGAGUGUGGCCAAGGAUUUGCUGAUAAGUCAACUUUGUUGCGCCACCAAAGGACACACUCAGGGGAAAAGCCAUAUGUUUGCAGUGAGUGUGGAAGAGGAUUUUCUCAGAAGUCAACCUUGUUGUCUCACCAAAAGACACACUCGGGAAUAGCCAUAUGUUUGUAG